This is a messenger RNA of Xiphophorus couchianus (Monterrey platyfish), 1426 nucleotides long. RefSeq names its product kunitz-type serine protease inhibitor bitisilin-3. NCBI's taxonomy places the organism in Eukaryota, Metazoa, Chordata, Actinopteri, Cyprinodontiformes, Poeciliidae. Gene Ontology annotation, molecular function: serine-type endopeptidase inhibitor activity. The transcript has 6 exons. Bases 52 to 690 code for a protein of 212 amino acids. The record is from RefSeq and is a predicted model, not a curated record.
UUUAUAUCCCUCAGUCACUCCAGGAAAGACAGCACAAAGACAAGCAGCAAAAUGAAGAAACUUCUGUUUUUAGGAAUUGUUUUGUCAGCACUUCACACCAGCAACUCACAAAAACAAGAAUUCUGCAAUCUGCCCAGUGAUCCAGGUGAAGGCACAACUUUCACGUUUUUUGUGUAUUACAAACAUGAAGAAGACAAGUGCUUGCCUUUCUUCUACCAAGGUCAGGGAGGAAACGCCAACCGUUUCAAAAGUGAAAGAGAGUGCAUGAGAAACUGUUCAAUCAAUUCAGAGAAGCUGUACCCAAUGGAUGAAACUGCAGCUUGUCACUUUAAAUAUGCGGCUGGAGGGUGUAAUAGUUACCUCGUCAGAUACUACUACGACUCCAUUCAUGACAAAUGCAAAAAGUUCCUUUGGAGUGGAUGCUUUGGAAAUGGAAACAGAUUCUUUGACUUCCAGAGCUGCAAUAGGACUUGUGUUGGCAUUCAUGAUGAAGGGGAUGAGCCUGAGGAGGAUGAACCGGACACUCCUAUUACCAUCAUCUUUGCGGUUCUGCUUUCCAUUGUCAUUUUUGCUGUCUUGUUAACUGUGAUUCUCCUUGUGGUGAAGUCAAAGAAAAAACACCAAAAGAAGAAAGUCAAGGAGGCAAAGACCGACACACCUCUUCAAGGGAGUGGGAUAGAAAUGACAUAGGAAUGCUCCUCUUCUCUAAAAAUAAACCACCUUUUUUUCACCUGGUUGCCAUUAAGAACUAAGUUUUGUGUCCUAAAGUCAAAUGCAUAAUUUUUCUGUCUCUGAGAACUACACUCUACAUUCCAUUAAAAAGAAGCAGAGUUUUUUUUUAAAAAUUAGAACUGUUUAAUUUAGGUUACAUGCUAAGAGAUUAUUUUUUUUUUUUUACUUUUCAUAGAUUUAACGAAUGUUUUCAACUUUUGAAUCUAAAGAUUUAAAAUGUAAUCAAAUUAAAAAUAUUUGUAAGUUUAAAAUCACAAGUACAUAAUAAGAAAUCAGCUACAUAUUCAAAAAAUCAUGUUCUUUGAAAACUUCACUUUUUAAGGUAAAAUAAAGCCCUUUUACAGUUAACAACUGUGAAACAUAGAAAUAAAAGCAACCCUAUAGAUAAGGACAACAUUCUCUAAAAUACUACAUUUUACUCAUAUGUUGGCAGGUGUUUGGAUAUAAAAAUGUAUUGUGAUUUUGCAGAAUGUGCUGUAUGUUCCACCAAAAUGUCUGGAUGAGAACCCAGUUUAGCUCUCCAUUUUGAAGUCUAUACCUUGACAAAUGUCAUUAUUAUUUUGUUCAAAACAAUAUUCCCUUUUAUUUACCAAAAUCCAUUCUGGAUAUUUUUGGGUGCUAUAUAUGCUUUUUACAUUGUAGUGGGGUUUAAUAAGGUAAAGUUUUAAUCUUCAAUAAAUGUAAUUUUUAUGUU